AUGGGAGGCGCGGCAAUGAAACCGUGCCGCUGUGCCUUUUGCCACUCUUCGAAGCUGCCGGUGGAACCUCAGUCGCUCUUUACUUCCCACUUUCAUUUUCCUCCCUCAUCUUUAAAGUUCACACGUUUAGGCAAACGCUAUGGCCACGCUAAGGGCACUGAGGAAGUUCUUUCAAAAUUCUCAGCAGCAAGUGUGCAGCUUUCAUUCGUCUGUGUCGAGGCAAGAAGCGGUGGUUAUAUCAGGGAGGAAGCUGGCACGGCAGAUCCGGGAGGAGGCGCGGGCUGAUGUGGAGCAGUGGGUCAAUGCUGGAAAUCGACGGCCCCACCUGAGCGUGAUCCUGGUGGGAGAGAACCCAGCUAGCCACUCCUACGUCCUGAACAAAACCCGUGCAGCUGCUGACGUUGGCAUCAGCAGUGAAACCAUUCUAAAGCCAUCCUCUAUAUGUGAGGAUGAGCUUUUGGAACUGAUCCACAAACUCAAUACUGACCACAGAGUAGAUGGAGUCCUAGUCCAGCUGCCACUGCCAGAACACAUAGAUGAGCGCCGUGUGUGCAAUGUUGUGUCCCCUGAGAAGGAUGUUGAUGGUUUCCACGUGGUCAACGUUGGUCGUAUGUGCUUGGACCAGUCCAGCAUGCUUCCAGCCACUCCCUGGGGUGUCUGGGAAAUCAUUAAGCGUACAGGUAUCCCCACCAUAGGUAAAAAUGUGGUUGUGGCAGGGCGCUCCAAGAACGUUGGCAUGCCCAUCGCCAUGCUUCUACAUACAGAUGGUCGACAUGAAAGACCUGGAGGUGAUGCCACGGUCACCAUCUCACACCGUUACACUCCCAAGGAACAGCUCCGCCAACACACCAAGAUCGCAGACAUCGUUGUGGCAGCUGCUGGGAUUCCCAACCUCAUUACAGCCGAUAUGAUCAAGGAAGGGGCAGCUGUCAUUGACGUGGGAAUCAAUAGAGUGCAUGACCCUGUGACUGGCAAAGAAAGACUAGUGGGGGACGUUGACUUUGAAGGAGUACGCCAGAAGGCCAGCUUUAUUACUCCUGUCCCUGGGGGUGUGGGACCCAUGACUGUGGCCAUGCUCAUGAAGAACACCAUCAAGGCAGCAAAAAACAUCCUCCUGACACCUCCGGAGCAGAUCCACAUGGUAGCUUCUUCCUAACGCUGUCUGCCCUGCUUAGCACCACAUUCCAGUCCUUUAUAUUCUGAGCUGCUUGCGAACCCCCUCACACAGAGGUUGUUCCAACUAGUUCCAAGUGUCUGCAGUCCCUUCUGUGUUACUUUGCAAGUCUGUUACAGCUUGCUGAUCUAGUUGGAUACUCGCUUAUUAUUUAACCCUUUUCCCUUUUGAUGAGCUUCAGGGGGCUGAUGUAAAUUGGAACUUUUAUUUUUGAAUGCUUGAAUAUUUAAUGCAUAAGUGGAGGAAGUGGCCAAUUGCAACGUCAUAGGCAAUGACCUCUAAAGUGCUCAGUUUUGGACAAUUGCACCAUGGGCUGGACAGCCGUUUUGUGCUGGUGAUUCUUAGCAUGAUGCGUACUGGCCAUUCAACCCUCUACACUAAUCCUUUACAUUGAUAAAUAUGGUCCUGUCAUUUUAUGCAGGUAGCAAACUAGUAGCUGUGAUUCUCACCUCCAGUGGGUUUUGAAAGCCUGCCCACUUGUGUCCAGUAUCAGCUUCCAUUAUCUGCAGGCAUCAUUUUGUCUCCAUGGAAAAAGUUUUUACCAUUAAGAUGUUUAUAUUUCUGUAAACAAUACAUGCUUUGUUUACAGGUUUGAAGCUUUUGUACAUUCAAAAGUUAAG
Scleropages formosus (Asian bonytongue) is the source of this 1794-nucleotide messenger RNA. It is a transcript of the gene mthfd2, whose product is annotated as methylenetetrahydrofolate dehydrogenase (NADP+ dependent) 2, methenyltetrahydrofolate cyclohydrolase. The coding region runs from base 140 to 1156 and encodes 338 amino acids. Gene Ontology annotation, biological process: tetrahydrofolate interconversion. Gene Ontology annotation, cellular component: mitochondrion. The transcript has 8 exons. Gene Ontology annotation, molecular function: methylenetetrahydrofolate dehydrogenase (NADP+) activity; methylenetetrahydrofolate dehydrogenase (NAD+) activity; methenyltetrahydrofolate cyclohydrolase activity. The record is from RefSeq and is a predicted model, not a curated record. Lineage: Eukaryota; Metazoa; Chordata; Actinopteri; Osteoglossiformes; Osteoglossidae.